AUGGCGCGACCGAUCUCAUACCGCAUUGCCACCGAGGCGCUCUCGAAAUUCCCGAAGCAGGAGCUGCGACCUGACUAUCAAAUCCAAGAUGUCCUCAAGAAGACCCUUGAAGCACGAUUCGCGAAUUACAACCCUUCCAAGGAGGCCGAAGAGCUGUUCAGAGCAAGAUCAUUACAGAUGCUCCAGGAGAACAGGUUCAUGGAUAGGUAUAAGUUGAGCGGAAGAAUGCUCGAGCCGAAUAGCCAACCGACAUAUUUUGCGGAUCUCGUGCGCGAGAUCGAAGAGGCGCCGAAACGAACGUGGUUUGAACGGUUAGGGAAGAAGCUGUCGGGAAUGGUUCGGUUACAAUAA
This is a messenger RNA of Emericellopsis atlantica, 351 nucleotides long. RefSeq lists its product as uncharacterized. Gene Ontology annotation, biological process: mitochondrial respiratory chain complex III assembly. The record is from RefSeq and is a predicted model, not a curated record. Bases 1 to 351 code for a protein of 116 amino acids. Gene Ontology annotation, molecular function: ribosome binding. The transcript has 3 exons. NCBI's taxonomy places the organism in Eukaryota, Fungi, Ascomycota, Sordariomycetes, Hypocreales, Bionectriaceae. Gene Ontology annotation, cellular component: mitochondrion; Cbp3p-Cbp6 complex.